AUGGCUUCACUCUCCAGCACCACCGCUCUCGCCCCUCCUCUUCCUCCACCCACAAUAUCUCGUCUCAGAGCCACUUCAAUUCGUGCACAAUCCAUUUCCCUGCCCAAUCCCGAACCGAACACCAAUUCUCCUCCACCUUCUUCAAUUUCCGGAGUAUGUAAGCUACGCCACACAACAAUGGCGGUGACAGAUGAACGGACGAAGAUAAUAGCGAAGGAAGUGGAGAAGAUGAAAUCGAAGGAAGCGAAGGAGAGAAAGGAGAUGAAGAAUAGGAAGGUGGCGUCGCAGAAAGCGGUGUCUGUUAUACUUCGUAGAGAGGCCACAAAGGCUCUUAUUGAUAAGAGAAGGAAGAAAGGUCCUGUUAAUUCUAAGAAGCUUUUACCUAGAACUGUACUUGAAGCGUUGCAUGAAAGGAUUGCGGCGUUUCGUUGGGAAUCUGCUCUCAAGGUUUUUGAACUACUGCGUGAACAGCUUUGGUACAGACCUUACACUGGUGUAUACAUCAAGUUAAUAGUCAUGCUUGGAAAAUGUAAGCAACCUGAUAAAGCUUUUGAACUCUUUCAAGCUAUGGUUGAAGAAGGUUGUGUUUUGGACUGUGAAUCAUACACAGCAUUGUUAGCUGCCUAUGGUAGGAGCGGUCUCUUGGAUAAAGCCUUUUCUCUUCUUGAGGAAAUGAAGAGUACACCUGGUUGUCAGCCAGAUGUCCAGACUUAUUCAAUCCUCAUUAAAUCGUGCUUGCAGAUUCCUGCCUUUGACAAAGUUCAGAGUCUUAUAUCAGACAUGGCCACUCUUGGUAUCAAACCAAACACAGUCACCUACAACACCCUUAUUGAUGCUUAUGGGAAGGCAAAAAGGUUUUCAGAAAUGGAAUCUACACUUUUGGAAAUGCUUGCUGAACAAGAUUGUCAACCAGAUGUAUGGACCAUGAAUUCAACACUCAGGGCCUUUGGCAACCUUGGGCAGAUAGAAACAAUGGAGAGGUGUUAUGAGAAGUUUCAGGCAUCUGGAAUCCAACCAAAUGUUCAAACCUUCAACAUUCUCUUGGAUUCCUACGGUAAAGCCCAUGAUUACACGAAAGUGAGUGCUGUAAUGGAAUACAUGCAGAAAUAUCAUUAUUCAUGGACAAUUGUCACCUACAAUAUUGUGAUUGAUGCUUUUGGGAAGGCUGGGGAUCUCAAACAGAUGGAGUAUUUGUUUAGACUGAUGCGGUCAGAGAGAAUAAAACCUAGUUGUGUCACACUGUGUUCACUUGUGAGGGCUUAUGCACAUGCAGGUAAGCCUGAAAAAGUUGGUGGCGUCUUGCGAUUUGUUGAUAAUUCAGAUGUAACAUUGGACACUGUAUUCUUCAAUUGCUUGGUGGAUGCUUAUAUGAGAUUAGAUUGUUUGGAUGAGAUGAAGGGAGUGCUUGAGAUCAUGGAACAUAAAGGUUGUAAGCCCGAUUUCUUAACUUAUAAAACAAUGAUUAAAGCUUAUUCAUCUAAGGGUAUGCAUAGUCAUGUUAAGGAGCUUAAAGAGCUUCUCUCAACAGUGAAGAGUCAUCCUUUAGAAAGAAACAAACCAGACUUUUGA
Lathyrus sativus (Indian pea) is the source of this 1569-nucleotide messenger RNA. The record is from the annotation of a GenBank genome assembly. NCBI's taxonomy places the organism in Eukaryota, Viridiplantae, Streptophyta, Magnoliopsida, Fabales, Fabaceae.